Messenger RNA from Danaus plexippus (monarch butterfly), 2592 nucleotides. Its product is annotated as peptidyl-prolyl cis-trans isomerase sig-7. Gene Ontology annotation, molecular function: peptidyl-prolyl cis-trans isomerase activity; RNA binding. Bases 108 to 2108 code for a protein of 666 amino acids. NCBI's taxonomy places the organism in Eukaryota, Metazoa, Arthropoda, Insecta, Lepidoptera, Nymphalidae. The record is from RefSeq and is a predicted model, not a curated record. Gene Ontology annotation, biological process: protein peptidyl-prolyl isomerization. Gene Ontology annotation, cellular component: nucleus. The transcript has a single exon.
UAGAAUUAUGAUGUGUCAACGAGCAUCAAGCUUUAACUAGUAAACAGGACCUAUAGUUGUUUUAAAAUGAUUUUGUGAUAAAAAUUAUAAACUGGAGAUCUGUUAUAAUGUCAGUCGUAAUUGAAACCACACUGGGAGAUAUUACUGUAGAUCUUUAUUUAGAUCAACGACCAGUAACAUGUUUAAACUUCUUGAAGUUGUGCAAGAUGAAAUACUAUAACUACAAUUUGUUUCAUACAAUACGAAACGGUUUCAUUGCUCAAACUGGUGAUCCCAGUGGUGAAGGAUCGGGAGGACAAUCAAUAUGGGGUAUUCUAGAAGGACCGCACAAACGCUUUUUCUCUGGCGAGAAAAUGCCCAAGAUUCGUCACACCGACGCUGGUUUGCUAUCCAUGGUAUGUACCGAUGAUAUGAUGGUAGGUUCGCAAUUCUUUUUCACACUUGCGCCCGAUUUAAACUCUUUAGAUGGAACACAUUGUGUAAUAGGUGAAGUAACUGAAGGGCAUGAUGUACUAACUAAGCUUAAUGAAGUAAUAUGUGAUGAAUCCUAUCGUCCAUACAGAGAUGUAAGAAUUACACAUACAGUUAUACUUGAAGAUCCUUUCAACGACCCUCCCGGGUUGAGAGCUCCAUCAAGGUCGCCAUCUCCAAGUGCAGAACGCUUAAAGGGUGGUAGAAUUGCUCCAGAUGAAGAAAUUGAUGAAGCACAGGGCAAAACUGCCGAGGAAAUCCAAGAAAUGAUUGAAGAAAAGGAAGCAAAGGCUAGAGCAACAAUUUUAGAAAUUGUUGGUGAUUUACCUGAUGCUGAAAUAGCACCUCCUGAAAAUGUUUUAUUUGUAUGUAAACUCAAUCCAGUCACAACAGAUGAAGACUUGGAAAUAAUAUUUAGUCGUUUUGGUAAAAUAGUAAGCUGUGAAGUUAUUAGAGACAAAAAGACUAGUAACUCUUUACAAUAUGCUUUUAUUGAAUUUGACAAUAAAAAAUCUUGUGAAGAUGCUUACUUUAAAAUGGACAAUGUGUUGAUUGAUGAUCGCCGAAUUCAUGUUGACUUUUCACAGUCAGUAUCUAAAAUGAGAUGGUUAGGGAAAGGUCGAGGUGUUCAGUAUUUUGAUGACGAUUCAAACAAAAAAUCUCAGAGAAACACAAAUAGAAAUAGUCACAGACAACAACAAACUGAUGACACAAACCAUAGGAGGCGUUAUGAAAAUGAUAGAAAUGGUAAAGAAAGUCAUAGACAUGAUAAAGAAAGAGACAGUUAUAGGGACCACAAAGAUAAGCCAAAAGAUAAAAAUGUUAGGAGUAGUGAUAGAGAAAGUAAAAUAUAUAACCGAAAGCGUAGUAGAAGUCGAUCUAGAAAAGAUAAUUCACAAGAUAGAAUACACGAAAGAAGACAAGAUAAGACGAGAUAUCCUAAAGAUAUGAGUAAGUCUAGAGAGGACAGAGAAAAAAAGAAAGAAUCACAUGAAUAUGUUGAGAAUAAAAGGGAUAAUCGUAAUUAUUAUAAUUCAAGAUCAUCACCGAGUAAAAAAAUUAGAAAAGAAUCACCAUCAAAACGGCAUAGAGAGAGAGAAUUAAGCAGGAGUAGAGAUAGGAGUGACAGAAACAGACAAGAAAAUAAUGGUGUUCAUCCAAGGUAUAGAGAAUCUAAUAAUUAUACACACAAUAAAGAAAGUAAAAGUGAAAAAAUUAAAGAAAAUACUAAAGGUAUAGAAUCAAAGACACCAUCACCAGUUACGAAGGAAACUAAAACACAAUCCUCAAAAUCACAAAAGAAAACUAAAAAGAGUUGCAAAGAGAAGACAGAAGACUCAAAAUCCAAAAAGAAGGAACGUAAAACUAAAAAACGUAAGCGCUCAACAUCAUCUUCAGAAUCAUCGGAUUCAAGUUCUAGCAGUGAUAGCAGUUCAAGUGAAAGUGAUAGAAGGAAAAAGAAAAUCAGAAGAAAAAAGAGAAAAUAUUCAACAUCUAGCAGUAGUUCUGAGAGCACCUCAAGCAGCUCAUCAAGCAGUUCGGACACCAGUACAGUGUCAAGUUCCAGUACCGAUAGUAGCUGCAAAAAGAAACGUCAAAAGAAAAAACUUGUGAAGAAAAGCAAAAAGAAGUUAUAGGCUUAACUUAAAAUCAUAUUACAUAUUUUUUUAAAAUUGAUCUAGUACAAUAAAUUUUGCAAUGUUUUUAUAUUAUUUUUUUUUUUUAAACAACCUCAAAUAAAUAUAUGGAAAUUGAUUGCUUUUAACAAUGUAAUGUUUAAUGAAAUAACUGUGCCUUCAUAUUAACCUCAUACCAAUUAGUACAUGCAUAGGUGAUUUAAAAUAUAAGCAAUAUUACCAAAAUUUUAUUAACAUUGUUUAGAGAUUUUACAUUUAUAAUCUGUGGCUUAGCACAAUAUUAAGUAAUUGUGAUACCAUUGUGAGUUUGACCUUUUACGAUAGUAUAAUAAUUAAAUGUAUUAUGUACCUAAUUAUUAAGAUUGUUUGUUUUUACGAUUACAAAUCCGUUUGGAAUAUGAUAAAGUAUUUUUUCUUUCUAUUCUUUCAAACAUUCAAUAAUCGAAUGUAAAAUUAAUUAACCAAAUAAAGCAUUAUUUCUAUG